CUCCGUGGCAUCAUGGGCAUGUUCCGGGACGCUUGACCUCCAAACGAUGAAAUGCGAUGAAAUGAUCAAUAUAUUGAGACUUUUUCUAUGCCAGUUUGAGUUCCUGGAUGAUUAGAAUUGUCCCGGCCUGUAUGCACUCAGAUCACUUCUACGUCACGCGAGGUGCCAACACCCAGCUUGUUCUCACGAGAAAGAAUAUCCUGCGGCAUUCUACUGGAUGCUGCCGCUUCUCAAAGAUCUCAUGAAUCUGGACUGCCCAGCCACAAUGCAAGGUAUUGCUCGGAUCCUUUCCGAAACCAUAUAUAUUAGCGAUUGUCAGGCUUUAGGCGCCGUCCUUUCCCUUGUACCGGAUGUGAACUCUCCUACCUUUCUAAAGUGGCUGUCCCCUGCGCAUCAGAUUGUUUUGGAAAUGACAAUACUUGGUGUCCGGGACUCAGCUCGAUACUUGCUUGCCCACGGUGGACUGAACUUGCAUCUUGUGGCUUUUGUAGAGCCUUUUUACCCCAAGCAUUGGUGGUGGUGGUCUAACUUCCGCGAAUUGGGUUUAAUACGAGGCAACACUCCUACUUCUAUGGCGAUACGAUACUCAUCGACUUUCUUCAAAUUUCGGAAUUUACUGCUGGAAGUGGGCGUCGAGAUCGAAAAUUUCGUCAAUGACGAACCUCCCACACCACCUUUGGCUGAAGAGGGCUGGACGCGAGAAACACUUCUCUUUCUCUUCAGGCUUGACUUCCGACCCCUGGAGCUUUCGCAGUGUCAGAGUGUUGUCUCUUGUCAGACCUAUGUGUCCCCCAUAGACGCUCACUGGCUCUCUGCUCUUGAAGAGUUGAGAUCAGGCAACAUCCAGAGGUCCAACGAGCUUUUCGAGGCACGAGACCAAAACAUGCUCGAUUCGCCAAUGAUACACAGGACACUCUGUCAGUCUUGCUUUUUUUUUGAAAAGAGAAGAAUACCGGCACGGGAAGAUGGUCACUAUUCCUGCGACGAAUUCGAGGAUGAAAACUCUCCAUUCUUGUUGUCACUUUGAGCAUUCAAUCUUUGAACGUGCGUGGACCAGUCAGCAGUCGUUCCGGUGGUCACUACUGUUUGCGCUUGUUGUAUUGUUGUAGCUGCUGAGUAACUGCCGCUAACCUACGAAUUGAAGCUGGCGCUUCGGUGGAUGUUGUUCCUGGGUCCUGUAUUGCGGAAUUGAGGAGCAAGCUUUGGAGAUGCUUCAUAUUAGAAAAUGUUUCUUGGUCCAAGGAAACAUGCCCAUACUACCAGGUCUGCAAUC
Molecule: messenger RNA, 1273 nt
Organism: Cadophora gregata
Lineage: Eukaryota; Fungi; Ascomycota; Leotiomycetes; Helotiales; Ploettnerulaceae
Exons: 1
Coding region: 218-1027 (269 amino acids)
Source: RefSeq, a predicted model, not a curated record